AUGGCUAAUGCACGAACAUUAAGGGAGUUGGCUGCUCCUGAUUUAAAUCAGCAGCCGCUAUGCAUUACCUUCCCCACCUUAAAUGAUAACACUCCAUUUGAACUAAAAUCUGGACUGAUUCAUCUUUUACUCUCUUUUCAUGGUUUAUCAGGUGAAGAGCCGUAUAAGUAUCUGCAGGAGUUUGAUGUUGUGUGCAAUAGUAUGAAGCCCCCGGAAAUCACAGAAGAACAAAUAAAAAUGAGGGCAUUCCCCUUUUCCUUGAAGGAUUCUGCAAAGGACUGGCUGUACUACCUGCCACCAGAUAGCAUCACCACGUGGGAUCAAUUAAAGAAAAAAUUUUUGGAUAAAUAUUUUCCUGCGUCCAGGGCUGCAAGUCUAAGGAAAGAAAUUUGCGGGAUCAAGCAGCACCCAGGGAAGUCACUCUAUGAGUAUUGGGUGCGGUUCAAGAAGUUGUGCAACAAAUGCCCCCAGCACCAAAUAAGUGAGCAGUUGCUCAUACAGUAUUUUUAUGAGGGGCUCCUUUUCAGAGACAGGAGCAUAAUUGAUAUUGCAAGUGGAGGAGCACUGGUGAACAAAACCCCUCGGGAAGCAAGGGAGUUAAUAGAGGGGAUGGCAGAGAAUUCACAACAAUUCGGUACGAGAGAAGAUGUCCUAAUACGCAAGGUGAAUGAGGUAGAGACAUUCUCUAUCCAGCAGCAGCUAACUGAGUUGACCUCGUUUGUUAGGCAACUGGCUGUAGGAAAUGCAUCUCAGGCCAAGGUGUCCAGGGUUUGCACUGGUAUGGGUCACUCUGCAAACAUGUGCCCAAUGAUUCAGGAAGAAACUACAGAACAUGUGAACAUGGCAGGUCACGUGCCCACGCCAAGAAGGCCCUAUGACCUCUAUUCAAGUACCUACAACCCUGGUUGGAGGGACCACCCUAACCUCAGCUAUGGAGGGAACAAGCAGUCCAACUUCAUGCCGAAUAGACAACAAGGGUACCAGCAGCAGUACCAACCCCGACCACCUCCGCCCCCAAGCUCUGGUCCAUCGUUGGAGGAAAUGAUGAAACAACUAAUGGCAACCAUUACGCAAAAUCAGCAAAGGACGGAUUUCGAAAUGCAGGACAUAAGAAAUCAGAUGAGUCAAAUGGUCACAAAAAUCAACCGUUUGGAGUCCCAAGUAAAUGGAAGAUUGCCAUCCCAACCUGAACUGAACCUGAAGAACGUAAGUGCAAUGACUUUAAGGAGCGGGAAGGAAAUUCAAGGGUCCGAACUCGUGACUCCAAAGGAUAAGGACGAAGAGAAGAUUGAGAAAGAACUUCAGGCAGAGAAUACAAGUACCAAAAAUCCAGUGGUACCCCCUGACCCUAUCAUAGACGUUAAAACUAAUCCCCCUCCAUUUCCUUGCAGGUUGGAGAAAUCGAAAAAACAGGACAAAGAGAAGGAGAUCCUAGAGGUGUUCCGCAAGGUAGAGAUCAAUAUCCCCUUAUUAGAUGCCAUCAAACAAGUGCCGAAAUAUGCAAAUUUUUUUAGGGACCUAUGUGUCAACCGAAAGCGGCUGAGAGGAGACGAAAGGAUCAUUGUUGGGGAGAAUGUGUCAGCAGUUCUCCAAAGGAAGCUUCCACCAAAGUGCGGGGAUCCAGGUAGGUUUACUGUCCCAUGUAAUACUCUAAUUAGGAAUACCCUGCUGGACUUAGGAGCAUCGAUCAACGUAAUGCAUAAAUCUAUGUAUGCUUCUCUGAACCUCGGUCCAUUAAAAGAAAUCGAGAUAAUAAUUCAAUUAGCUGACCGAACAAAUGCAUACCCUAAUGGGUUGAUAGAGGAUGUGCUGGUUAAAGUUAAUGAUUUGAUAUUUCCGGCUGACUUUUAUGUACUUGACAUGGAUGAUUAUCAUUCCCCUGACCCCUAA
Messenger RNA from Coffea arabica (coffee), 1890 nucleotides. RefSeq lists its product as uncharacterized. The record is from RefSeq and is a predicted model, not a curated record. Lineage: Eukaryota; Viridiplantae; Streptophyta; Magnoliopsida; Gentianales; Rubiaceae.